Daldinia childiae is the source of this 540-nucleotide messenger RNA. RefSeq lists its product as uncharacterized. NCBI's taxonomy places the organism in Eukaryota, Fungi, Ascomycota, Sordariomycetes, Xylariales, Hypoxylaceae. The record is from RefSeq and is a predicted model, not a curated record. The transcript has a single exon. The coding region runs from base 1 to 540 and encodes 179 amino acids.
AUGGCUAUGAUAUUCCCCUACGAAAUAUCUGGGAAGAAUGUUGUAUUCUUGGACCGUACCGAGCUAUUUGAUUCCGGGUCAGUAGUGGAGGACUCUAGCAACUCUAGGGAGAACUCCAAGAAGAACUCCGCACAGAAGUCAACACUCGAUAUCUGGGCAGAGCAGGUAGACAUUCAGAAGACACUCAAGCUUCUCCACCGCCUCUUACAGCAUGUGAAGCAGAUGGCUGAGGCUAUGCAGAGCCAGGGCGUCUACACAUUUGCCUUGAAGCAACUACGUAAGAAUGAUAAGAUACUAAAGGUUGAGACAAAGGGAAGCCCCUCGGCACAUUUGGUGAUUGAUCUAAUAUCGCCGAAGGUUCAGCAUGAUCUUGGCCAGGUCCGGGACGGCGACGAAAGAGAAGGUGUCGAUACGGAAGUUGACGAUGAGACGAAGGAUAGGGGCGAAGGGGUGGAGAACAAGAAAGAAAGUGAUGAUGAGAAUGGAGAUGAUGGUCAGGGGGCGACGAUUGAAAUAACUGAUGGAACUACAAGUUUCUAA